Linepithema humile (Argentine ant) is the source of this 2841-nucleotide messenger RNA. RefSeq lists its product as uncharacterized. Lineage: Eukaryota; Metazoa; Arthropoda; Insecta; Hymenoptera; Formicidae. The record is from RefSeq and is a predicted model, not a curated record.
AUGGCGUUGAAGAAGAAAAAGACACCAAAGUUUGAGGAAGAACAAUUGUACAUGCUUGAAAUUCUCGUUGAUGAUCUAAAUUUAUGCCCUGAGAAAAUUAUCAAUAAUAAAAAAUACGAUCUGAUGAUACGUGUAGGCUUCAUCGAUCUCGCGCCUGUCGAUAUCGUCGCCGAAGAUUCAAUCGAGGUUAAAAGCGGAAAAAGUAAGAAUAAAGAAAAUCGAUUGUUUGGUGAAAACAUCAACUACGAGGGUAAGACGUGUCUGUUCGUCCGUACACCGAGCAAUUUAAUGCAAUCUGUGAAAUUGACUCCUUUAAGUCUCGAAGUGUAUCGAAUUCUGGACGGUAAGAAGCAUAAUUUGCGAGAUGACACCAAUCAGAUCCUUCUCUGCGCGGCAACGGCAUUUCUGCCUGGAUGUUUCCACGAUCGAGUAGCUGCGGCCGAAAACAAGCUAGACGGGUUAUCGAAACCAUACACGUUGACGGAGGCUUACACAUUGACCGACGAGGAAGGAAGUCCCUGUGGAUCUAUAUCGAUGUACUUGAGACUAUCGUGCUUCGGAAGCUCGAUUAUCAAUCAUUUGACGCUCAAUGAAAAAUCGUUCAUAUUACAAGGAUUUCCUUUCGGUUCGAAAUUUCAUUGCACAAAUUCAUCGGAUAAAAACGUAAACGACGCGGAGAAUGAAACGAAAUGCGACGAUAACGUAUUUUCAUUACUGAAAAUUUUGAAUCCUACGUGUACAAAAUUACGCGACCAAAAAUAUCGUACGGAUAAGGAUUCCGUAUUAAUGAGACCGGAAUCGCCGCCUCGCGUAUCGAUAGAUCAGCCAGGAUUUGAGAAACUAACGAGCGCCGAGAAACUGAACGAUCACAAGUACCGCAGUUUGAUUUACGAGACCUAUCCCGACGAACCUACUUGUUCCUGUCUACCGACAGAUCAAUCGACACAUCCUAUGAUAUGUCGUUCCGGAUGCGCUCGCACUUGUUGCAUGGCUUUGAGAAAUCCUGAUAUUCUCAAAGAUAAUAGCGACAACGUUCCAUCGCUCGCUACGCUCACUCACUGCGUCGAUAAUUUGCAUUUGAAAUCAGCUACGGAACUGAACGCGAACGCUACGAGGAUGAGAGGUGGCGUGGACAGAGAAGAUGAUUAUUUAAACAGCAAGAUAAUAUGGGACGACGAGUGUACGUCCUGCGAGAAUAAUAUCGAUUUUCAUGCGAAAGAUCGUAUGAAGGGCGGAAGUAAUCAUGGUUUGUCGGUAAACGCGACUUCCGAAACAACAACUACUCUCUUAUAUCAGAAUGGUGCGAAAACGAGUGCUGGUUCGCCAUGCAAUUUCCGUCCGAGAACUGCGGAUGGACUCAAGGCGGCAGGUUGCAUUUGUCCGGGGAAAGAUCUGUCGUCUUGGAGAACAGGCACGUCCAAUUGUACGAAGAAGCCAUGCGUAGGCGCAGAUUGCAUGAUACGAGCUUUCAAGGAGGCCCAGGAAUUCGUGGACUCUCUUAACAAGGUGCAAGGUUUGGCGGGCCUCGGCCUGAUGGAUCCUUCGGAGAGUCCUUAUUUCGGCAGAGAUAUAGACAAAGAUUAUGCCGUUAAAGAAACACCGAGCGAGAAAAAACGAGGAUAUCCUGUCUCGACGUCGCCGGCAUUGCCUACUGUACAAUGUACUGCUCCUUGCAAUACGCAAUUUAGUAAACCUGUCGUCAGCAGUGCUCUUAUACCUUACGCUAUUUCCACUCCCACGACGAUAGCAGUUCCGGGACGCACAGGUGUCGUGCGCGAAGCGAUACCAACAUUACCGGAAGCGACGCUAGUCCCGAUCGCCGUCAAACCGAAGAAAAAGGAGGAGAGAAAAGAAGAAAAAUCGGAAAAGCAAAAAGAACUGGAUAUUGCGACCUCUGUACCGCCGGACGUCGGCGUUGGUCCUUGUGGUGAACCAAAAUGCAAAUCUCGCCGAAAGACGCCCGAAAACAGUCGCGCAGUGUCGCGCGAAACCAACGAAUCACAGAAAAACGCUACGAUAUAUGUAAAACCGCCGAGCACGCACAUCGUGAAAAGUAAAUCCAGUGAAAAAAGACGACAUUUGAAGAGUAAACCGGGUCCUGGCGGCGAUCGCGAUAUCCGGAGAGGUCCCAUCAGGAUCAGCAAAGAAGUAAUGCGUUACGUUUACUCGAUUGGCGAAGUUUACCCCGGAAUUAAUUACGGCCACAAGACUUGCCUCAAUCCGCGAUUCAGAAUACCGGCGAACAUGGGCUGGUUGUGGAACACGAGCGACAUGGUAGGCAAACUCAAGCCGCGGAUCGGUUGGAAGCCUGGUGCAAUCGCCCGCCGCGUGAACGAAUUAUUGAAAGAGGCGAAGGGCACUGUUCUAGACAGUCCAUCCGUCCUGGACAGUCGACUAAGAAUAACGCCGUCGCGCACCGGUUUACGACGAGGUAAAGUGUUCAAGACCAUGAGCUACACAACGCUGGCAAAGAAAGAGGGCGAGGAAGAGACGGAACCGCCGCCGACUCUGCAUAUCCAUCGAAAAGACGGCACGUACUACGUGACGAUGUAUCCGAUCAGGCAGGAGGCCGCAGACGCGACGCACCUCGAGGAGCCGAUAAAACCUCUGCAAUUCAAGAUAGCGCGCAACAGGGACGACGCUUCCGUCGCGUCGAGCUCCACGGCGUCGGACAUGGAGAUCGAGUUCUCACCACCGGCGGCAGUCAACAGGUAUCGCAGAAAACCCGAUGUGAUUCACGUGGACACCCAGGUUAGGCAGCAGGAGAUCCUCGAUGCAUUCAAGUCGAUGGACGACGUGCCGAAAAAGAAGGAAAGAAAGGGCAAGAGGGGAAAAAAGUAA